CGGGCUUCUAGGCGGUGAUAGUUUGAGUGAUGGCCGGGCGAGGGCUUGAAGACGAAGAGACGACUAUGCACCGUGCGUUUCAGGAGUUUAUUAGUAAUGACAGAGACUUUCCGACUAGAAGGAGAAGUUCCAUUGACAUGCAGUUUGCACGGUCUUUUGCUGCUUCAACAGACGAUUCCUCAUUAUUACAGACAAGCGCAGCUUCUACCUCUAGCGAAUUGUUUCCUGCAGAAAGGCUGUCUUACAGAGCCCAGAUUGCCAGUCUAGAGACCAAAGUAGAUUCCGUUCAACGUGAAGCCAAAAUCAGACGUUUUGAGACACAGCAGUUAGUCGAGGACGAGGCAGCCAAGGUGAAACAGAGAGAUGAGAGGAUUGAAGAACUGCGCAGACAGAGGGGAUUGAUGUGUGAUCGCACGAAUACCCUUGAAGAGCAGCUUGACGAGAUGAAAGAGAGAAUGGAGUCUGGAAGAAGGGUGUACGAAGAAAGAAUACGCAAGCUGACUCUAGAGAAGAAAGACUUGAAAACGAAGCUGGAUGUGGCAAAAGAAACUGCUCAGGAAAAAAUCAUUCAGAUGAACGAGCUACUCACAAGGCAAGAACAUGCAAAUGCUAAACUGGAGUCGAAACUUAAAGAAACGUCAGCGCAGCUGGACAGGUGUGAGAUGAAAAGCAGACAAACUGCUGCCAAGCUAACAGAACUGGAGGGUUGUGAACAUAGGGAAAGACAGGCAGUGCACAAAGUGAAGGAAUUGGAGAGUUUAGUUGAGCAGUAUCGGGCAAAGAUAAAGGCAGUUGAAAAUAGCCAUAGCCAAUUGAUGAAAUUCAGUUCACUUAAACAGAAAUGCCAAAAUCUUGAACAGGAGAAUAUGGGUCUCAGGAAACUGGCUGAUAAUAAUGCUGUGUUGAUGGAGCAGAACGCAAGUGUGGAAGCCAAACUUCAGAGAGCAGAAGCAAGGUUGGUCAAUGCAGCUAAAUUGGAACUAGAAAAUGAAGAACUGAAGAGAAUUUCUAAACUGUGGGAAACCUGUGACACAGGUGGUGCUGUGAGAGUCAGAACUCCUCAAGAGAUGAGUCGAAUGCUAGCUGAACUACAGCAAAGACACUGUGUUGUGGUAGAAGAGAAAGGACGCCUUGCCACCAGACUGAAGAUUUUGGAGAGCAAUUUGGAAGCAGCUAAUCAGAGACUUGCCAAAUGUGAACAUGAGUUUGUUCAAGAGCAGGAGAAAUCAAAGAAAGCUGCCGAGGCAUUGAAAAAAUUGGAAAGAAAGGUUCAUUUCCUGAAAACGGAUCGUGAUAAAAUCAGAAAUUCUUUGAAGUCAUACGAAACUGAAAUCAAACAACUUAAAAGUGACCACAGACAAGAGAUUCAAUUGGCAAGACAAGACAAAGAAAAGUUAGUGGAGCUUGUCAAAGAGUUGGAAAGAGAGAUAGAAGCUGUAAGAAGGCAAACACCGGCAGAGUCAACAGCAAUAGAUCCCCAAAUUGAGGCCGCCGCUAUGUCAAAAGUCAUGCGUUUUGCUGGCCCGGGAAAUCCUCUCGAAGCCGUCAAAUCAGACCAUAGACAAAAGCUCGCUCUCUUGAGAAAAGACAACCAACAGUUGAGGCAGCAACUGCAAGCAGCUCUAGGUGGCAAACAAGUGCCGACGGGCGGUGUAGGAGGUCAUUACGAUAUAGUAGAGCUGCAAGAAAAACUCAAGAACGAGCAGACAAAACGAGAGAGAAUGGAAAUGAUGUUUCAAGCCAAAGCGCGCGAUUUCCGCAAUGCCGUCUACUCAUUGCUCGGAUACCGCAUCGAUUUAAGACCAGACAACCAGUGUCGACUGACGUCGAUAUACGCAGAAAGAGAUGAAGACCACUUGAUUUUUGAAGUCAAUGAUGGUGGGAGGUGUGUAGCCAUGAAAGAUACGCAAUUCUCCGCCGGAUUAUCGGAGUUGGUUGAAACGUAUUUGAGGAAACACAAGUCGGUGCCGGCUCUUCUAGCAUCGCUGACGUUAGACCUAGUGCGUAAUCACACUCUGAUACAACUUUAACGACCAAUCUCCAUGCAAGUCAUAAAUACAAAGAUAUAUAUAUAUAUAUAUAUAAAUGUCUGGCUUAUCUUACAUUAGCAAAGUCAUGUAAAACACAGUUAUUAUUUGGU
Molecule: messenger RNA, 2140 nt
Organism: Corticium candelabrum
Lineage: Eukaryota; Metazoa; Porifera; Homoscleromorpha; Homosclerophorida; Plakinidae
Product: mitotic spindle assembly checkpoint protein MAD1-like
Exons: 16
Coding region: 30-2030 (666 amino acids)
Biological process (GO): attachment of mitotic spindle microtubules to kinetochore; mitotic spindle assembly checkpoint signaling
Cellular component (GO): kinetochore; mitotic spindle; nuclear envelope
Source: RefSeq, a predicted model, not a curated record